AUGACUCCCUACACUCAACCCCUUUCCCUUCACAAUCGCGAAAUUCGCAUCCUCAUCCUUCAACCCCUAAGCCAAGGUACCCCAAUUCAAUGUACCGUCGAAACCAUCUCUCUCCUCUCCCAUCCUUCAUACGAAGCAUUAUCUUAUGUCUGGGGCGACGCCUCCAUCCGACAAACCAUCACAUUUCAUGGCACCCUCUUCUCCGUCACUCAAAACCUAGCAAUUGCACUAUAUCAUCUCAGGCUACCUAAUAAAUCGCGAAGGCUUUGGGUUGAUGCCAUCUGUAUCAAUCAAUCCGAUAUCAAAGAACGUAAUGAACAGGUCACAUUAAUGGGUGAGAUUUAUUCUCUAGCGAAACCAGUUUUAGUUUGGUUAGGUGAGACUUUUGAGGGGUGUGAGGAAGCUUUUGAUUUGAUGUCUAAAAUCGCCAUUGCAAGUGAAGAUAAAAUCUUAGAAGAGGAGUCUCAAACCAUGUUUUCCUUUUAUAUCGAGCUUGUUAAGAAAGAAUGGUUUACUCGUCUAUGGACCAUACAAGAGUUGACACUGGCGGAUCAGGAACCUCUAGUUGGUUGUGGAUUUACCUGGACUACCUGGAGUGUACUGUCAAAAGUGUGGCAAACAGUUGCAAUGAUUGAAUUCGCGAAAAUGGGAAUGAUUAUGAUGGAACGUGGCGACGAGAAUGAGAAUGCAAACAAGAGUGCUGAUUUGCAAGGUGUACGCACCAGUGCUAUCAAAAUCGAUCUUCUUAACAAUUUACGCACGGCAGUUACUGAUAAAAAAGGUGAAGACCUCCAGGAUUUAUUACUCAACACCGUUACAUCUAAAGCAACAGAACCUAAAGAUAGGACAUAUGGUUUACUAGGCAUGAUGGGUUCCUCAGACCGAAAAACCAUCACAGUAGAUUACAAUCGACCUCUAGGAACAAUAUACGCAGACGCCAUAUCCCACAUAUUCCGUAAAGGAAUAGGACCUUCCUUUCUUUCCGGUUUGGAACUAGCAGGUCCAAAUCCCCUAUUUCAGUAUUCUUCCUUUCCGUCGUGGUUACCAAGGUUAGGCAGCGAGUCUCUUCUUCAUUCUAUCCUUUAUCAUCCUCCAGGUAUAGGGGCUUCGGGAGCAGGCAGCUCUGCCAUCAAUGGUCACAUAUCUCCUGAUCUCAAAACUCUCUACAUAAGAGGUCUUCCAAUCGACACCAUUGCCGAGAAAUUUACUUUUGGCCCAGACACUGAAUGUCUUGCCCAACUCUCCCGCAUCGAAAAAAUGGUUCUCAAAGCAAAAAACCUCGCAAACCUCCACUCACAUCAUCGCCCCUACCUCCACCUUUUCAAAACUAAAGAACCAGUUUGGAGAACCCUCAUCACAAACAAGCUCUACACCGGAGCCGGCCGUGAAGUGGCACCAGAAGCUUAUAGCGAGAUACGAUAUACUGCUAAACAAGAACAAGCAGGAAUGCAACACCAAUCCUCGCACAACGAUGAUGAGAAAAUUAGAGACUAUAGACUCUCUCUCCUAAACCGCCUUCCCAACUCCACUUUCUUUAUCACCACAACGGGAUUUUAUGGCGUAGCUCCUAGUUCGAUAGAAAUCGGAGAUCAAUUGGCGAUUUGGUUUGGGGCAGUUGCUCCUUUUGUUUUGAGAAGAUUGGGUGUAGAGGGACGAAAUCAAUUGCAUGAUGGUGAUGACGAUUAUGACGAUGAUGAUGAUGAUGAUGAGAGUAAGCAUCCCGAUACCAUAAAAGGAAAUGAGGAAGGACCCCGAGAAGGAAACAAAAAAGAAAAAGAAGAAGCAGAGGAUAAAAAUGAGAUAUUCGUAGCAGUUACCGUAGCAUACGUAGCGGGCAUCAUGGACGGAGAAAUAGUCGAUGAGGUUUAUUGUGAGGAUUUGGAAGAUGAUGUUGUGUUUACUGUUCGAUAG
Molecule: messenger RNA, 1911 nt
Organism: Botrytis porri
Lineage: Eukaryota; Fungi; Ascomycota; Leotiomycetes; Helotiales; Sclerotiniaceae
Exons: 2
Coding region: 1-1911 (636 amino acids)
Source: RefSeq, a predicted model, not a curated record